This is a messenger RNA of Microplitis demolitor, 489 nucleotides long. RefSeq names its product adipocyte plasma membrane-associated protein Hemomucin-like. The transcript has a single exon. The record is from RefSeq and is a predicted model, not a curated record. Lineage: Eukaryota; Metazoa; Arthropoda; Insecta; Hymenoptera; Braconidae. The coding region runs from base 1 to 489 and encodes 162 amino acids.
AUGAAUACUCCAAUGAUGGGAAUGAAGCCUUCAAAGCGUCCACAAAGUCUACAAACUCAAAUCCCGUCACCAUCAAAUCAGAUGCAAUCUUCAUUAAAUGUUAAGCCUCCGAGUCCGAUGACUUCUAAACCAUCGCAAUCACCAACGCCUGAACAAAUGAUAACCACUAAAUCAAAACCAACUAGUCCUAUGACAAUGACGACAAUUAAACCUAAACCAAUGUCUACUACAAGUACAGCCAAACCAACUUCUACUGGACAAACGGAAGCUAAACCUUCUUCUUCAACUGGGCAACCUCCUAAUGGACAAAUGAAUUCUGCGAAACCUACUAAUGGUCCAAUUAGUGCUACAAAACCUGGAACAACUUCGAAUAAUAAUACGGAUAUCACAAAACCUUCUGAACCAACUACGACUCAUCAAACUAGUCUAAUGAAGGCUCCUAAAUCAACUUCAAGUACUAAAAUAUACUCUACAAAAUCUCCUAAGUAA